Messenger RNA from Dreissena polymorpha, 762 nucleotides. Its product is annotated as probable serine/threonine-protein kinase kinX. The transcript has 5 exons. Bases 1 to 762 code for a protein of 253 amino acids. NCBI's taxonomy places the organism in Eukaryota, Metazoa, Mollusca, Bivalvia, Myida, Dreissenidae. The record is from RefSeq and is a predicted model, not a curated record.
AUGGCGGUAUUCCGCAGUUAUAAGACACGCACCAACAGAGUGAAGUGUAAGACAUACCACGAUAUGUCAUGCUGCAACGGAGAGCCAGAAGAAAAAGGCCCACAACCGGCGGCGAAGAGACAACGAGCUCUUGAGCAGCCCGACCAGCAGUCAUCCUCCGGGUUCAAGCCAUAUCAGAGAUUCCGGAUUCUGGAAACUCAGCGUGAGGAGAUUACGGCGUCAUAUGUGCAACUUACACUCGACACCGCACCUGAACCCGCCCCGGAGCUUCACACCGUGUUCGGCAUACCAAAGAACGAUGAAGACAUGCAGGUACCAGUGGUCUCUAGAGUGGUCCCUGCGUCCAAGCCCGAGAAGCCCACACAAAAGAAAAAACCAGUAGAAAUAGAAGAGGUAUUCGAAGACUUUGCACUCGUUCUGUCCUCGUCCACUGACGAGGAGGUCCAGGCCCCCGUUGAGGAGGUAGUCCUGUCCUCGUCCACUGACGAGGAGGUCCAGGCCCCCGUUGAGGAGGCAGUCCUGUCCUCGUCCACUGACGAGGAGGUCCAGGCUCCCGUUGAGGGGGGAGUCCUGUCCUCGUCCACUGACGAGGAGGUCCAGGCCCCCGUUGAGGAGGUAGUCCUGUCCUCGUCCACUGACGAGGAGGUCCAGGCCCCCGUUGAGGAGGUAGUCCUGUCCUCGUUCACUGACGAGGAGGUCCAGGCCCCCGUUGAGGAGGUAGUCCUGUCCUCGUCCCACCCCGGGGUCCCAGGAACAGAUUAA